UAAACGUUUGACUCCAACUUCAAGUCCGAAAAGCCGCCGGGUGCUGGUCGAUGAUUCAUCCCACGUGAUCGCAUGGCCUUUUCAUCAUGAACGAAUACGAGGCGAAGUUUGUGGCUGCGGCUACGGGGUCCACUAUGACGGCCUUGACGAUGACUCCAUUCGAUGUCGUCAAAACGCGGUUACAGACCCAGCCAGUCCAAGUAGGGACUCGGCUCCCAUCCGGAGCGUGCUGCCAACCCUCUAGUCUCCAGUGCGUUCGGAAGAUGUCUUCUCUAGCACGACCACUGGGUUCCGAGCGUAUUGUCUGUGUUUGGGAUCACGGUGUCUUCAAAACGGAGCCAGUGAGAGGGUUUUCGGACGCAGUCCGGCAUGUUUGGAGAGCCGAGGGAGUGCGUGGACUGUGGAAAGGUGUUGGAACUACACUAGUCAUGGGUGUUCCUUCCGCAACGGCAUACAUGCUGACUUACGAUCACCUUCUGAACAAUGUUCUUCCUAAUUUUCUUCCGGCUUCCGUCGUUCCACUCUCUGCUGGCAUCUUGGCCCGUUCAUCGGUCACCUCAAUCGUUUCCCCUCUCGAAUUGAUCCGAACCAACCUCCAAUCGACCCCGGCUCAUCCUCUUGUUCCACACACUCUUACAUCCGUCCUCACCUCUGUGCGAGAACAAGUGCGCCAAAAUGGUGUUCGCGUGCUUUGGCGUGGCCUGGGUCCAACGCUAUGGCGAGACGUUCCCUUCUCCGGCCUUUACUGGGCAGGGUAUGAAACUAUCAAGGGAGUGUUUCGGAGGAAUGGUCGCGAAGGAGCCGGUGUCGCUUUCAUAUGCGGCGCCACCAGUGGGAUGUCCGCUGCCUUGGUCACGAAUCCUUUCGACGUUUUGAAGACAAGGCGACAGGCCUUGAUCAUGACUUCCUCCGCCCAAAAAACUGCGAGCAUUCCGUUAGUGAUGCGUAUUUUGCAGACGGAGGGUGCUUCCGCCCUGUUCGCCGGUUUACUACCCCGAUUGGCAAAGAUUGCUCCCGCAUGCGGAAUCAUGAUCGCAUGCUUCGAGGGUGUCGGAAAACUGCUGGUGAAACGAUAGAGCUAGAGUACAGUGUGCAUCUAUGUAUUAGAUAUUAAUCCUCAUAUGUACUAUAAACACGGAAUAAUCGCAAUCCCAUGUCAUUUCAAUCGUCCCAUCUCGCGGUUCACCCCAGUUAGCUUGCCUGAUGUCUCAUCCACGCGAUUGGCUAGGUCAUCGAGGAGCUCGAUCUGGAGUACAAGCUCGUUGUUUAUGGCCUCCCCCAUAUGUCGUUGGCGCUGCAAUACAGCAGUCAACUGAGAGACCGUGGUAUCCUGCUCCUGCAUCUUGGCCUCUUGCAGCAUGAAGAGCCCAUGGUCAUCCAAUGGCCGUGUUUCCUCUGUUUCCUGGGGCUUUGGUGCUGCUGCCCCAAAGACCCGCCCGAAGGAUCUCGUCGCUGUUCCGCCGCUAGUGGAUCCACCCAGCAGCGCCUCUCGAUCAGUGUCAGGAGCAGUCCCACGGCCCGCGGAAGUGCCUGCGGACACGCGACUUGUUUGUCGGGCAACUGUGACCAUCUUUCCCAGCCUAGACGGAACAUGAACACAGGGAACGCCGCAGGAAAGGGACACAUACUUCUCGCAAUCGUCACGUAGUCUGGCAAUCAUAUCUGUACGCCGCUGCAGUUCCCCCUCGCUCAUUCCACCAAGCGCCAGCUCCUGCAGACCAGUUGCAAGCGUUCCAACCCGGCUGAUUACCCCCGCCAGUUUCUUCUUAGCGGCAACAUUCGAAGUAUGGGAGCCAUUGGUGUCACCUCUGUCGGCCAAUGCAUCACGUUUAUUGAUGUCCGCACGGACGUCCCUUAUCCUGGUUUGCAGCUCGAUAUGCUCGUCCAACCACGACGCAAGAGUGAAUUGACCGCUCUGUGGAAGUUCUCCUUGCUUGCCGAUCGCGAUUCCGAGGAAGUUGCGCAAGGCAUACGUAUCGCGCCACUUCUCGUCCUUGGCACUGACGAUGGCACGGAGGUACAAUUCAAGACCAGUUUUUCUCUCCUCGAGGAGUUUCGGGUCGGAGUGAGAGCGAAAGAUCGAUAAAGAGUGUUUGGAAGGCAGCGGGGCUGGUGGGGCGUCGCCUGUGGCAUCCCUCAGCGCAGAGUGCAGUUCAUCGAACUCCGAAUAGCGGCGCCACACGGACCAGUCUCGCACAUUUGCCUUCACUCUGAUCUCGUAGACAGUGUGCGGCGUCGGCGUCGACCGCUGUUCGUAUCGUGGUAUAAGGACAGAUUGAAGCAUGAUUGAGGUCACACGACGUCACUGAUGACCGUGCUGUGAACAUUGGACCGUAUUGGACGUAGAUGUGUUCCUCUUAUGAUGGCUUUGUCCCUCUAACUAUCACAAAACGUGCGCCAGCCCUACAGUAAACAGCGAAUACGUGCCCAAACACCCACCAACCCAGCCCUCUCGACUUGAGAAACUGACAAAAUCCCGGAAACACGUUCUGCGUGAUGUCCUCCAGUUGCAUGAGCCUCAUAGUCUUGAUGACGAAACGGCUCCAGCUCGAUUCAAAAGCUUCGGGACCGAAACAUAUGUCCGCUAGGGCGAUGGAUCCGCCGGGCUUCAGACCCCGGAAGGCCUGACGGAGGAAUUCCAAUCUGGGAUUAAAAUGGUAGGCGCAGUCCAGCGCCAGUAUGGUCUCAAAGCGCCCCUCGGACGAAGGCAUGAGAGGGUGAUCUGGAUUACGGGAACCAGCCCGCCAUAUUGCGUCGCCAACGUGCAAAUCGACCCUUGUUUGGAAUCCUU
This is a messenger RNA of Mycena citricolor, 2791 nucleotides long. NCBI's taxonomy places the organism in Eukaryota, Fungi, Basidiomycota, Agaricomycetes, Agaricales, Mycenaceae. The record is from the annotation of a GenBank genome assembly.